GUCCGAGUGGCCUUGCUGGCACAAUCUCCUGGGAUCUUACCUGCAACCGACGUCUCGUGGAUAUUCUAUCAGUUCAGCCCGGCCUCCAUCGAUUUCAGCGUUUCAGCGCGUCCUUAAGCCGUCCUGACACUCCGCGAUCGAAUCUGCCUGCGCCUCGAGAAAACCGUCCCCUCACUUCAGUUCAACUGAACUCCCCAUGCGACUUCUGCUGCACCGAGUCCACGUCUCGAUGUUCUGAGAAAACUGCACUUCUCCUUUGAUCAGAGCACCUUAAGGGACAUUGCGGCUCACCAUGGCUAGGGACCGUAAUUCGGCCCAACUUGGGAUUGCGCAGUUGCUCAAUAAGAUCAAUGACCCCGACCCAGAUAUUCGUUUCAUGCAACUUAGCGACCUCACAGAACUGCUAGAGUCUUCUCACUCGGAGUACAUACGGACUGACCAUCAUACUGCGGCAAGAAUCAUCGACGGUCUACUCAAGGCUUUGGCUGAUCAGCACGGCGAAGUUCAGAAUCAGGCACUGAAAUGUAUUGCCCCUCUCGCUGCACGCAUACCGGGAGAGACUAUUGCACCUCUGAUAGACAAACUCACCGAUCUCACCAGCAGUGACAUCGAUUUUUCCAUCCCCAAUUCUGCGUUACGAGCUCUCAUAGCGUCCUUGCCUCAACCCAAACCGAAUCAAGCUCCUGCCCAAGAUGUGAGAGAAGCAUAUGGUGCGGUCAGCAAGGUCUUGAUUCCAAGACUGGUCGGUCAUGUGGUGUUGCCGUCCGGUAGGCCUCCGCCACAGCUGCCGACCGGAUUGUUGGAACAACAGAGAGACAAAGGCUUCAGUAGUGAUGCAGUCGAUGUCAUGAUUGAAAUUGUCAAAUGUUAUGGAUCCCUCCUGCAAGAUUUAGAACUGGUGGCGCUGGCCAAGGCUGUGAUGAACAUCAUUGAGAGUCCGCUGGCUGGAGGGGUGGUCAAGAAGCGAGCUUUGGCAGGUAUUGGCGCAUUGCUGGUUCACUUCAAUGAUGCCCAAGUCAGCUCCUUCGUGGCAGCCCUCACGGAAAGCUUUCAAAACUCUCAGCUAACCACGGAACAUCGGAGAUUUCUUGUGGCAACGAUCGCUACCCUUGCCCGUUCGAGUCCAGCCAAAUUUGGACCCUUCCUCAACAAUGUCGUUCCCUACGUUCUUCAGGUCCUCAGUCAAAAGGAGCUUUCUUCGACUGCAUCUGUGUCGGAUGAGGACACAGAGGUUGACCCAGAGAUCGAGGAAUUGCGAGAAACUGCCCUCUUUGCCCUCGAGGCCUUGCUUGGAUCCUGUCCGCUUGAGAUGAAACCUCAUUUUCCUGGCGCUAUUGACGCUGCAUUGAGAUAUCUCAAGUACGACCCAAAUGUGGCAGAUAUCGAAGAUGACGAAAUGGGAGGGACUCAAGACGAAGAUUCUGAUGACGGCAUCACGGAAGAAGCCCUAGAAGAUGACGAUGACGAUGAAUAUGCGGAGUUGGAUGAUGACGAUGCUUUCAGCGACGUCGAUGACAUGAGCUGGAAAGUGCGACGUUAUGCGGCGAAAACUCUCUACACAAUUGUUUCGGGCUCUUCGGCGGACGACAGAGGCAUGCUCUUUGGCAGGAUCGCGCCAAUUCUGAUCUCUAGGCUGUUCAACGAGCGCGAAGAUAACGUCCGAUUGGAAGUCAUUGCAGCUACCACCGCCUUGAUUCGGAAAACGGGAUCUGGCCUGACCGAAUCAUUAACCAAGGUUGAUUCUUCAGAAAACCCAGCAAUGCCAACGAAUACUCGCAAGCGAAGACGACAAGACAGCGAAGCCGAUAAGAAGGAUCCGGAUCUGCGAGGUCUAAUAUCCAUCCGGUCGAGUCCUCCUAUCGUCCCAGCCUCUCCGCCCACGGGGUCACAGGCUGAGCUUGUCAGUUUGGUGCCAAAGAUUGUUCAAGCGCUCGCAAAGUUGUGGAAGAAAGCAAGCAUAUCGCUCAAGCAGGCUGCGGUUGUCAUGCUCAAGACUUUGACCUUGGCAAGAAAUGGAAUUCUGUCGGACCACCUGCAGCAGCUCGAAGAUCCCGUCGCCGACGCUUUGAAGCCGUCAUUUGGCUCAGGAUCGAGCGGUGCAGCCUCAGGCACCUCGGCAACUGUUGCCAGUCUUCAGAUUGAGGCAUUGACAUUGAUCAGUGCAAUUGCGGAGACUAACGGUACCACUGUACUGAUCCCCUUCGUCAUCGCCCUUAUACCCCCGGUCACAGCAAUUGCUCGUGAUAGAAACUACAAAGUUUCAACCGAAGCUCUUGCCACGGUUGAGCAGUUCGUCAAGGCUCUGACUCCACCUCGACUGCCUACCGCAAAUCAAGAUCACGCCAUACACAUUGAGAAGCUCUGGGAAGUAAUAGUCGACCGCGUCACGGACAAUAACACUGACCUGGAAGUGCGGCAUCGGGCUAUCCAGGUAUUUGGUGUCCUUAUGGCGAGAACAUCGGGAACUCAACUGCUGUCAAGUUCAGCCAGGGCUAGGAGCCUCGGAAUCCUAAACGACAGGCUGAAGAACGAAACCACCAGACUCGCGAGUGCGAGAGCAAUUGGUCGCGUUGGUGAAGCCGUAAACGGUCAAGAUGAAAUCGGGUCUGCUUGGGUGCAAGAAGUCUCACUCGAGAUGGCUAAUCAACUCCGCAAAGCCGAUCGAUCUCUCCGGGGUUCCUGCUUGGAAUCAUUACAAUACCUUGCCUUGAACCCCGUAACAUCCUCAUUGUACGAGACAACCACGAUCCUGCAAUUGCAAGGCAUGUUGAUGCCUCUAAUUUCUGUCAACGACCUUCACUUGUUGACCCCGGCACUUGUCAUCAUGUCCAAAAUCAUCCCCACCAACGCUCAGGCACUGGUCACCCCGGAGCUGGUCGAAGCGCUUUGUGGCGUGUCACAAACUCGCAUCGAAGGGCCUCCGCUUCGAGCGUAUUUGCUCGUCGUGAAAGUCAUUGGUGAACACGGUGUUGGUGCACUGUUCAUGAAAGGUCUCCUCGGCGUGGGGACCGCCGGAGAGACUAUGGUUCUGGGAAGAGCGAUUGGCACAUUACUCGUUUACGGAGGCGACAACCUGAAUAUUACGAUAGACGAUUUUCUGAAAGAACUCGAAACAUCCCAAGAUGUGCGAGCCAUUUGCUUGGCCCUGACGGUGCUGGGAGAGGUCGGAUUCAGAAUGGGACCGAACUCACCUGUGAAGAUUCAAACCUUCAUCAACUGCCUCUCCGCCGAAUCAGACAAAGUCCGACUCUCUGCUGCCAUUGCAUUGGGCAGUGCCAGUUCCAACAACAUUGCAGAAUGCGUGCCUGUUAUACUCCAGAGCUUGACACAGACAUCAGCCUCUGACUACCUUUACUUGCACUCUGUCAAGGAGAUUCUGGAACACUCUGAGAGCACGCUGGGAGAAAUGGCUCCGUACGCAGCCGAGUUGUGGCAGAAGCUCUUCGCCGUGUCUCAGGUAGAGGACAAUAGCGCGGUUGGAGCCGAAUGCAUUGGUCGAUUAGCCACGAUUGACCCCAACACAUAUAUCCCCGAGCUCUCCAAAGCACUGGCAGACCCAAACCCAUCGGUCCGUGGCACUGUUAUCUCCGCCUUCCGUUUUACCCUGGGCGAAGCCAGCAACUCCUACAACAACAUUCUCGUCAAGACAAUGACGCCCAUGCUUCAGAUGAUGCUGAAUGAUAGCGACCUGUCUAACCGACGUCUGGCAGUGACCACUCUCAAUGCCGCAAUCCACAACAAACCGGAACUCGUGAUUCCGGAUGUCAGCCAGCUUCUCCCAAAGGUCUUGGAGGACUCGAAGAUCAAGCCCGAACUUGUGAAGCAGGUCAAGAUUGGCCCCUUUACUCACACUGAAGAUGCAGGUCUGGACCUUCGGAAGUCCGCGUAUGCGACCAUGUACGCCCUCCUAGAUUGCCCUGGCGCGAUCCCGCAGCUACCCAUCUCCAGACUCUUUGACCGCAUCCUGGAUGGAAUUCCUGAUGACCACGACAUCCGCACCUUGUGCAUCCUCAUGCUGACUCGCCUGUCGGCGAUUGAUCCUGACCGAACACGACGCCGCUUGCCCACGCUCGCUGAGAAAUUCCGGGUGGUUUUGGGUGCGAAAUUGAAGGAGAAUGCCGUCAAGCAGGAAAUUGAGAAAGUGAAUGAAGCAAAUGCCGCGGUGGUCCGGAUCACUCUGGAACUGGACAGGAAGUUUCCGAAUGCGACUGUAGAAGGUAUCGUGGGAGAGUUGAUCUCAUGGAAAGGCUACGUUGAGUUUGUGAAGAGAGAAUUUGCAGGUAUGGUGAGGAAUGUGCAGAUGGAAGGGGUUUAGGAGACCACAGCGGAUGGACAGGAUGGACAUGCCAGUGCAAUAUUGAUGCGGCGGAUCUCCUCCUCCCAUCUUGUUGUGGCGUGGAGCGACGGUCACGGCCUAGAGGCAGAGGCAUAGCCUCUAGUGUGGUGCUUCGGAUGCAUGGAAGGAUAACGAAGUCAGGGGCUGAUUGGAACGACUUACGAUCGCGAGGCGGAAGUCAGUUGCACCGAAGCCAGUUACGAUCGAGUCGUAGUGGCCUUGCAAACGGGACACGGCAUCAGCAUGAGCAACGAGACGUGAUAGGGAGACAUGAUAUUGGCGCUGUUGGAAUCAUCCAAAUACCCCCCAUAGCCAGAAGAAGGCGAAAAAGUCAAAAUGACCAACAGAUUCGAUAGAGCAACAAUUCUAACCAUAUUUGGGCCUCUA
Messenger RNA from Cladophialophora immunda, 4723 nucleotides. RefSeq lists its product as uncharacterized. Lineage: Eukaryota; Fungi; Ascomycota; Eurotiomycetes; Chaetothyriales; Herpotrichiellaceae. Gene Ontology annotation, biological process: SCF complex assembly; protein ubiquitination. The record is from RefSeq and is a predicted model, not a curated record. The transcript has 2 exons. Gene Ontology annotation, cellular component: nucleus. The coding region runs from base 293 to 4315 and encodes 1340 amino acids.